GAUAUACUGUGUCUCAACUCUCAACGUUUAAUAUCUCGGUUCGUAGGGCAGAACGACACUUUUUUCUGCCAGAUUCUUCCGUUUGUAUUCUUUACCUUUACCAAGUAUGGAUAAUGAUUCUUUUGACUUUUCCAAUUCUGAUAAAAUCUUUGAGAACAACAAACUUGUUUUAUUACAAACCAAUGCAUUGCAAAAGGAGCAAGCUUCAUUACGUCUGAGAUUAAGACGCUCUACAGAACAAAGUAUAUAUAAAAUAGAUACCGAAUCAGAAGAUGAGAAACCUAAGAGAUUAACUAGAAAUACAAAACGUCAUAUGAAAAAUUUGCAAGAUGAAAAUCAAGUGUUACGUAAGGGUGCAAGAAUUAUAAGGUUUCCUAAAAGAUAUUCAGAUUAUAAAUGUUCUUCUAAAUCCCAAGUAUCGGUUUUACAAAGAGAUCAGAUUAGUUGUGAUAAAAAGAAACUAGAUUCAUUGGACACUUCUAAUAUAAGAAAACAAACUAAUAAUCUCUACAAAAUCAAGAUCAAAACUUAA
Molecule: messenger RNA, 532 nt
Organism: Cyphomyrmex costatus
Lineage: Eukaryota; Metazoa; Arthropoda; Insecta; Hymenoptera; Formicidae
Exons: 2
Coding region: 107-532 (141 amino acids)
Source: RefSeq, a predicted model, not a curated record